GUGGAUCCUUGCGCCAGCAACCCUUGUCACCAUGGCAACUGCAGCAGCAGCAGCAGCAGUGAUGGCUACCUCUGCAUUUGCAAUGAAGGCUAUGAAGGUCCAAACUGUGAACAGGCACUUCCCAUCCUCCCAGCCUCUGGCUGGACCGAGUCCAUGGCACCCAGACAGCUUCAGCCUGUCCCCGCUACCCAGGAGCCUGACAUAAUCCUGCCCCGCUCUCAGGCAACCGUGACCCUGCCGACAUGGCAGCCGAAAACAGGGCAGAAAGUUGUAGAAAUGAAAUGGGAUCAAGUGGAGGUGUUCCCAGAUAUUGCCUGUGGGAACGCCAGUUCCAACAGCUCUGCGGGCGGCCGCCUGGUAUCCUUUGAAGUGCCGCAGAACGCCUCAGUCAAAAUUCGGCAGGAUGCCGCUGCUUCUCUGAUUUUGCUGUGGAAGGUCACGGCCACGGGAUUUCAACAGUGCUCCCUCAUAGAUGGACGGAGUGUGACCCUCCUCCAGGCUCCUGGGGGCCUGGUCCUCUUGGAAGAGAUGCUUGCCUUGGGGAGCAAUCACUUCAUCGGUUUUGUGAAUGAUUCUGUUACUAAAUCCAUCGUGGCUUUGCGCUUAACCCUGGUGGUGAAGGCCAGCACCUGUGUGCCGGGGGAGGGCCACACGAAUGACUUAGAGUGUUCUGGAAAAGGAAAAUGCACCACGAAGCCAUCAGAGGCAACUUUUUCCUGUAACUGUGAUGAUCAGUACAUGGGUACUUUCUGUGAAGAAUUUGACGCCUGCCAGAGGAAACCUUGCCAGAACAACGCCAGCUGUGUCGAUGCAAAUGAAAAGCAAGAUGGGAGCAAUUUCACCUGUGUCUGCCUUGAUGGUUAUACUGGAGAGCUUUGCCAAUCCAAGAUUGAUUAUUGUAUCCUAGACCCGUGCAGAAAUGGAGCAACGUGCAUUUCUAAUCUUAGUGGAUUUACUUGCCAGUGUCCAGAAGGAUACUUCGGACCUGCCUGCGAAGAGAAGGUGGACCCGUGCGCCUCGUCCCCGUGCCAGAACAACGGCACCUGCUACGCGGACGGCGUGCGCUUCAGCUGCAGCUGUGGCGCGGGCUUCACGGGCCCCGCCUGCGCCCAGCUGGUCGACUUCUGCGCCCUGAGCCCCUGCGCGCACGGCACCUGCCGCAGCGUGGGCACCAGCUACAAAUGCCUCUGUGACCCAGGUUACCACGGCCUCUACUGUGAGGAGGAAUACAAUGAGUGCCUCUCUGCCCCGUGCCUGAACGCUGCCACCUGCAGGGACCUCGUUAAUGGCUAUGAGUGCGUGUGCCUGGCAGAAUACAAAGGAAUACACUGUGAAUCCUACAAGGACCCCUGUGCUAACGUCAGCUGUCUGAAUGGAGGCACUUGCGACAGCGAAGGCCUCAACGGCACCUGUGUCUGCGUGCCAGGGUUUACAGGUGAAGAGUGUGACAUUGACAUCAAUGAGUGUGACAGUAACCCCUGCCAUCAUGCCGGCACCUGCCUGGACCAACCCAAUGGGUAUACCUGCCACUGCCCACACGGCUGGGUGGGAGCGAACUGUGAAAUCCACCUCCAGUGGAAGUCCGGGCACAUGGCGGAGAGUCUCACCAACAUGCCCCGGCACUCCCUGUACAUCAUCAUUGGGGCCCUCUGUGUCGCCUUCAUCCUGAUGCUGAUCAUUCUGAUUGUGGGGAUUUGCCGCAUCAGCCGCAUCGAGUACCAGGGCUCUUCCAGGCCGGCCUAUGAGGAGUUCUACAACUGCCGCAGCAUCGACAGCGAGUUCAGCAACGCUAUCGCUUCCAUCCGGCAUGCCAGGUUUGGAAAGAAAUCCCGGCCUGCGAUGUAUGACGUGACCCCUAUCGCCUAUGAGGAUUACAGCCCUGACGACAAACCCUUGGUCACACUGAUUAAAACAAAAGAUUUGUAAUCUUUUUUUUGGAUUAUUUUUCAAAAAGAUGGGAUAUUCCACUCAUUGAAAUAUUUUUAAGAAAAUAAAAGGCUUAAGAAAUUUAAAAUGUUAGCUGCUCGAGAGUUUUCGGUAGAAUAUUUAAGAACUAAUUUUCUGCAGCUUUUAGUUUGGAAAAAAAAUAUUUUAAAAAUGGAAUUUGUGAAAUCCGUAGACUACGUUUUAAUGUACUCUCAGCUCUCUAAACUGUACGCUUCGACUAGCGUGUGCUGUUUUCAUGAUAGACACUAUCACGAAACCCAGAUUAAUUUCUGCGGUUGUUACAGAAUAAAUCUAAACGAGGAGAAGUUUCUCUUUGAUGUGUGAGUGCUGGCUUUCUGAGUAGAGUUAGGAAACACAUGUAGAGUAUGACACAUAAUACAGUAUACCCGUUACUUAAAAAGAAGUCUGAAAUGUUUGUUUUGUGAAAAAGAAACUAGUUACAUUUGUUAUUCCUAACCCGAAUGAAAUUAACCUUUGCCUUAUUCUGUGCAUGGGUAAGUAACUUAUUUCUGCCCUGUUCUGUUGAACCUUGCGUAAACAUUCUUUUGAGUUUGUUUUUGUCCUUUUCGUAACAGUUGUCAAACUGGGCCUUGAAAACAUACAUAUUGAAGGGGCCUAGGGAGACAAAUUAUGAUCGAACUGAAUCUAUAUUUUCCUUAAAAAGUCAAGGUUUUUAUACUGUGAGUAAAUUAAAUUUCUGUUGGAGUUGUUUGUUGCUAAGAGGUAGUAAAGGUACUCGAGUACUGGUUCUUUCGGUAGUGAGUAUUUCUCAUAGUGCGUUUUUAUUUAUACCCAGGAUAUUUUUGUGGCUGUGUUUGAUUGAUAUGUGCUUCUUCUGAUUCUUGCUAAUUUCAAAGAACAUUGAAUAAAUGUUACCAAGUCAAGGA
Ceratotherium simum simum (southern white rhinoceros) is the source of this 2834-nucleotide messenger RNA. The record is from RefSeq and is a predicted model, not a curated record. Lineage: Eukaryota; Metazoa; Chordata; Mammalia; Perissodactyla; Rhinocerotidae.